CUCGUUUGAUUAUUUUAAAACACAAGAUUUUAACUAUAUCAACUAAAAUAUUAGCAAUGGGUAAACGAAAGAUUAAAGAAACUCCUCAAUUGAGAAAAAGAAAAAAAUUAAUCACAAGUCAAGACAACCAACUAGAUUCCUUUUCAUUUUCCAGCAAAAAAUUACCCAAAAAUUAUAGUAAUAUCUUAAAUAGAGAUAAUGAUAAGGAUUAUGAUGAUCUAGAGUUGAAACCAAGAUCUUUUAAAAAUAUGCCCAAUAAUGAUGACACAGUAGAGGGCUUACCAAUUAAAACUAAAGAUGGCUCUAUUAAACGAGUAAUCAGAAAAAAAGAAAAAUUAAAACCUAUCCAUCAAGAUGAAAUAAACAGCGACGAUGAUCAUGAUGAUGCCGAAAGUCAAUACAACAAUAGCAACAGAAUAAACUCAAAAAGUAGAAAUUCUGAUUCUGAUUCUGAUUCUGAUUUCAACAAUGAAAACGAAGAUGAAAGUAAUGCAAAUUUAGAACAAAAAGUUAUUUUGUUAAAAGAAAAUAUUGCAAAUAUAGUUGAAACAAUCUUGGAAAAUCCUGAAGAAAACAUAUCAACUUUAUCAAAACUAAUCAAACUAGCAUUAUCAAAAAACCCAAUAACUUCUAACUAUUCUUUAUUAUCUUUAGUUCAUAUUUUUAAAAAUAUUAUACCUGGUUAUAAAAUAAGACCUUUGACUGAUAUCGAAAAAAAAGAAAAAAAAAUUUCAAAAGAGGUUAAACUGUUAAGAAAUUUCGAGCAAAAUUUAGUCAAAUAUUAUAAAAUCUACUUGGAUAUACUAUCUUCAUUAGCAAGUAAUAGAGUUUCAAAUCAAAAUAAUAAUAAUAAUAAUAAUAAUAAUAAUAAUAAUAUCAAUAAUAUUGAUGACAAUGAUAGUAAAGAUUCAAGUUCAAAUAAAAAUAAAAAUAACGACAAUAAUACUUUUAAUUUCAACAAAAAGAUUACUAAAAAACUCAAGAAUCAAUCUAGUGAAACAAUAAAAAUUAAUAAAAGAUUAUCUAUCAUAAUAGCCUGUGAUCUAGCACCCUCAGUUCAUCACUUUAAUUUUCGAAAUGAACUAAUUCAAAUAAUAAUCAACUAUUUACGAUCGUCUCAAAAUAUUUCGAAUUUAAAUAAUGAUGAUUUAAAUGCUUUCAACAAGGCUUUUGAGACAUUGUCAAAUUUAUUUAAACUUGAUUCAAUUAAUGGGGAUUUGUCUUUUGAUAUUUUAAGAAUGUAUAUAAAAUCCUUUAAAAUAUCUAACAAUUCGAAUUCCAAAACUUUUAGACUAAGAAAUCCAACAUUAUUAAAUAUUUUAUUGAACAUAUCAAUUUUAUCAGAUUAUGAUCCAGAUUCAUUAUACGAUGAUGAAAAUAAUUCGAAUAAAAACAAAAGUUCAAAAAAUAAGAAGAAUAGAAAGCAUCUAUCGAAAAAGGAAAAGAAAGCUCGUAAAGAAACCAAAGAAAUUGAAGAGGAAUUUAGAAUUGCUCAACAACAAAUAACUGAGAAAGAAAGAGAUAGGUUUCAGGCUGAAAUAUUAAAAAUGCUAUUGAUUUUUUACUUGAAUUUAUUGAAAUUUCAGAUUGAAGGUAAUUUUAAAAAUUUAAAUCUAGAACUAAUAACAGUUGUUUUAAAAGGUUUAGCUCAAUAUGGGCAUAUGGCAAACAUCGAUCUACUAGGUGAUUUCUUACAGAUUUUAAAAGAAAUUGUUCAUGAGUUGGUUUUAAAAACCCAGGAAGAACAAGACGAAUCUAAAAACAUUGAAGAUAAUGGAAAAUUUAAUUUACUUACAAACGAAGAUUGUUAUGUAAUUUUAUUGUCUAUUGUAACAUCUUUUCAAUUGGUUUCAAAUCAAGCCCUGCUAAAAAUCAAAAUCGAUUUAUCCUUUUUUAUUGAGUGUUUAUAUUCAAUUUUACCAGUUCUAUCAAUAAAUUCUAAUACUUUAAAUUCUUCAAAAACUAUAAACUUAUUGAUAAAAUCUUUAGAUAAUAUUUUUUUUAGCUCCAAGUCAUCCGGCAAUAGAUUAAGAGCUUUAGCAUUUACAAAAAGACUUUAUGUGGUGCUAUUGAAUUCUUCUGAAAAAUCUUCUUUGGUUUUGCUACGAUUUAUUGAAAAAUUGAUGAAUAAAUAUAGUGAAAUUGAAAGUUUGUAUUUAUCUGAGGAUCAAGAUACUGUUGCUAAUGGAAUAUAUCAAAUCAAUGUUAAUGAUAUAAAUAGAUGUAAUGCUGACUGUGCAUUAAUUUGGGAAAUGGCUCUAUUAGUAAAUCAUUAUUGUCCUGAAACCAAGAAAAUGUCUUUAUCUUUGUAUAAUAAAGCAAUCAAAGGAAACGUUAAAAAAUAAUAAAAAAUGUAAUUCUUUCAAUAAGAUUAAUAGACAAAACUUCAUUUCCUAGCCUGUAGACUAUUAGAAAUAAGUAUUAGAAAUAUAAUAGCACAAUAAUUUUGAGUAAUAUAAAGCCAUUCAAUUAACAAAAUAAUUCAAGACUAUUUGUCAGCUCCAUUUCCGUGAAAAGUACGCGAAAGAUGUUUAUAAGCUUGCUUAGUUGUUAACAGUUUUCCAUUAUCAUCAAAAUAUUUCAACUCGA
This is a messenger RNA of Ascoidea rubescens DSM 1968, 2589 nucleotides long. It is a transcript of the gene NOC3, whose product is annotated as Noc3p. Gene Ontology annotation, biological process: DNA replication initiation. Lineage: Eukaryota; Fungi; Ascomycota; Saccharomycetes; Ascoideales; Ascoideaceae. The transcript has a single exon. Gene Ontology annotation, cellular component: nucleolus. The coding region runs from base 57 to 2345 and encodes 762 amino acids. Gene Ontology annotation, molecular function: chromatin binding. The record is from RefSeq and is a predicted model, not a curated record.